Messenger RNA from Scatophagus argus, 6939 nucleotides. RefSeq names its product rapamycin-insensitive companion of mTOR-like. Gene Ontology annotation, molecular function: protein serine/threonine kinase activator activity. NCBI's taxonomy places the organism in Eukaryota, Metazoa, Chordata, Actinopteri, Scatophagidae. Bases 92 to 5290 code for a protein of 1732 amino acids. Gene Ontology annotation, cellular component: TORC2 complex. Gene Ontology annotation, biological process: positive regulation of phosphatidylinositol 3-kinase/protein kinase B signal transduction; TORC2 signaling. The record is from RefSeq and is a predicted model, not a curated record. The transcript is spliced from 37 exons.
GAGUUGCUGCGGCUAUGUCGCGACAGCCUCCGUUGUCUGAUUUCUCGCGAGAAGCCGCGAAGAUUCCGGUGUUGUGUAUGUUCCUGGAAACAUGGCGGCCAGCUUCCGCGGCCGUCCUAUCCGGAGUCUUCGGAUGCGAGGUCGGAAUGACAGCGGAGAAGAGAACGUACCGCUGGAUCUGACCAGAGAACCGUCAGAGAACUUCCGUGAAAUCCUUCAAAAUGUGGCCAAACCACAUGGAGUCAGUAACAUGCGAAAACUGGGCCACCUGAACAACUUCAUAAAGCUGCUAUGCAGUGUUAACCACCAUGAAGAAAGCUUUGGGUUUACAUACGAAGAAAUCAUCGUCUGCCUGCGACUAGCUCUACUGAAUGAGGCCAAGGAAGUGCGUGCUGCAGGGUUGCGGUCACUCCGUUACCUCAUUAGAGACACCGCUGUGUUGCAGAAGGUCCUCAAACUACAGGUGGACUAUUUGGUCGCCAGAUGUAUUGACAUCCAGCAGAGCAAUGAGGGGGAGAGGACUCAGGCUCUCAGACUAGUCCGAAAGAUUAUCACUGUCAAUGCGAUGCUGUUCCCCACCUCUAUUGCAAACUCUCUGAUAGCUGUGGGCACAGAUGGACUACAGGAGAGAGACCGCAUGGUCCGUGCAGCCAUCGCCAUCGUGUGUGAGCUGGCCCUGAAGAACCCAGAGGUGGUGGCCAAACGGGGAGGCCUCAGCACCAUCCUGAAGAGCGUGAUUGACUGUCAGCUGAGCCGCAUCAAUGAAGCUCUGAUCACCACUGUCCUCCACCUCCUCAACCACCCGCGUACCCGUCAGUACGUGCGUGUUGACGUCGAACUGGAGCAAAUCCUCGCGCCUUUCACAGAUUUUCACUACCGCCACAACGCAGACACGGCUGAAGGACAACUCAAGGAGGACAGAGAGUCCCGUUUACUGUCGAGCAGAAUGGCCAUCGUGGCAGCCUUUCGCUCCUGGUCUGGGAUUAUCAACCUAUGCAAGGCUGGAAAUUCUGGAAUCCAGUCUUUAAUUGGCUUACUUUGCAUACCGAAUAUGGAAGUUAGGAAAGGCUUGUUGGAGGUGUUGUAUGAGAUAUUCAGACUCCCUGUGCCCAUUGUAACUCAAGACUUCACGGAAGCUCUCCUGAGUGUCGACCCUGCACGCUUCCAGGACACCUGGAGACUCUCUGAUGGGUUUGUCGCUGCUGAAGCCAAAGUCAUCCUUCCACAUCGGGCCCGCUCGAGGCCUGACCUCAUGGACAACUACCUGGCAUUUGUUCUGUCUGCCUUCAUCAGCAGCGGGCUGUUGGAGGGUCUGGUUGAAGUGGUGACCAGUAGCGACGAUCAGCUUGCUGUCAGAUCUACCAUCCUCCUGGGAGAACUUCUACACAUGGCAAACACCAUCCUUCCUCAUUCCCACAGUCACCACCUGCACUGCCUUCCCACCCUCAUCAACAUGGCAGCCUCCUUCGACAUCCCACAGGGGAAGCGACUUCGGGCAAGUGCAGCAGUCAACAAUCUGAAGCGUUUUCAUGAGAAGAAGAAGAAAGGUUUGAAACCACACAGUCUCUACCUGGACCACAUCAUCCGCAAGUCCGUGUCUUCACAUAACCGCAGAGAGUCACACUCGCGUGCCCACAGGGACAUCUAUGUCAUUAAGGACACAGAGGAAGCACUGAUGAUGAACCUGAGGGACAGUCACAUUCUCAACCACAAGCAGAACCUGGAGUGGAACUGGUUGCUUAUUGCCACCAUCCUUAAGUGGCCAAAUGUAAACCUCAGGAACAACAAAGAUGAACAGAUGCACAAGUUUGUGCGGAGGCUGCUCUACUUUUAUAAGCCCAGUAGUAAGCUGUACGCAGCGCUCGCAUUGGAUCACUCCAAGGCCAGGCAGCUCACUGUGGUCGGCUGUCAGUUUGUUGAGUUCCUCAUGGACUCGGAUGAGGACGGCCAGGGUUACCUGGAGGACCUGGUGAAGGACAUGGUGUCGUGGCUGUCCUCGUCUUCAGGGCUGAAGCCUGAGCGCUGUCUGCAGAGCAACGGCCUGCUCACCACACUCAGCCAACACUACUUCCUCUUCCUGGGGACGCUCUCUGCACACCCACAGGGAGUCAAACUGCUGGAGAAAUGUGGCCUGUUUCAGUGCCUGCUGAAUCUGUGCUCUGUGAAAAACCAGGAUGCCGUGCUGAAACUUGCUGUAGCUACUUUGGACUACAGCAGAGAUGGCCUGGCCAGAGUGAUCCUCUCCAAGAUCCUCACCGCUGCUACUGAUCCCUGCAGGUUGUACGCCACCAAACACCUCCGCGUGCUGCUGCGUGCGAGCGUGGAGUUCUUCAGCAGCUGGGGAAUGGAGCUGCUGGUCACACAGCUCCACGACCACAGCAAAGCCGUGUCCAUGGAGGCCCUGGACAUACUGGACGAGGCCUGUGAGGACAAGGCCAACCUCCACGCUCUCAUCCAUCUGAAACCAGCCCUGUCCCACCUGGGAGACAAGGGCCUCCUGCUGCUGCUCAGGUUCCUGUCCAUUCCUAAAGGGUUCUCCUACCUCAACGAGAGAGGUUACGUCAGCAAACAGCUGGACAAAUGGCAGAAGGAAUACAACCUCAAGUAUGUGGAUCUGAUAGAGGAGCAGCUCAACGAAGCACUAACAACUUACCGCAAGCCUGUCGAUGGCGACAACUACGUCAGACGCAGCAACCAAAGGUUACAAAGACCAAAUGUCUAUCUCCCUGUGCACUUGUAUGGUCAGCUGGUCCACGACAAGACGGGCUGCCACCUACUGGAGGCUCAGAGUGUGGUUCCUGACCUCAGCUACACGGUUCGCUCCCCGAUGCUGGACACCUGGGAGGGCAUUAAACAGCUGAAGGCUGCGCUCUGGGCCCUGGGUAACAUUGGCUCUUCAAACUGGGGUCUGAAUCUCCUGCAGGAGGAGAAUGUCCUUCCUGACAUCCUCGCACUGGCUCAACACUGUGAGGUGCUCUCAGUAAGAGGGACGUGUGUUUAUGUGCUGGGUGUGAUCUCCAAGACCAGGCAGGGCUGUGAGGUGCUGAAGCAGUAUGGUUGGGAUGCAGUCAGACACAGUCGCAGGACGCUGUGGCCUGUCACUCCGGAAGAGGUCGACACGCAGCUGACCUCUGAACUUUCCUCGGUGCCGAGCACGCUCAGUUUGAACUCUGAAUCCACCAGCUCGCGCCACAACAGCGAGAGCGAGUCUCAGCCAAACAUGUACAUCCUGGACGAUGACAAGUGUGACGUUCUGGACCAGUCCGACGAGCCGUCUUUCUACCUACACUCCAAACCGGUCAAGGACCGCAGUCCCUUCACAAUCUUGGCCUCCACACGCUUUGUUCGCACUCGCUUUCUCAACUCCCUGUCCCUCCCCAGCAAGAAGCUGCGCUCCACCAGCGACCCCAAGACCCCGUCAGGCUCUUGCACCCCUACUGAACUCAAGACGGGAAGCAUGAGGCGGAACAGAACAGUGACAGAGCCUUCCGUCUACAGCCCAAACCAGGGGGAGGUCUUCUCCUCUGUGUUUAAUGGCAGAGGAAUGCCGAAGAGUCCCACAGUCAGCCUGGAGACGUCCUUUGUCGGGACCAGGGGGGGCUCUGAGGAGCAGCUUGUGGAUGGCAGGCUGACUCGGGGAGGAGGCUCAGGCCUCGGACUCAGUGGUCUAGGAGGGCAUGGGGCCGCAGAGCAUCCCAGCCGGGAGAGGGAGCAGAGCAGUCGAGAGCGUCUUGCGGGACCAGAAGGCAGUUCCUCGUCUAGUGGAGGCAAUGUGGGAGGGGGUGGAGGAGGCAGUGGAGGUACUCAGUUUAAAAGUCGCAGUCAGAGCUUUAACACGGACACAACAACCAGUGGCAUCAGCUCCAUGAGCUCCAGCCCCUCCAGGGAGACCGUUGGAAACCCCGACCAUCCCGACCCCGAGCCAGACUCCUCUGACUGCGUGAGCCUGAACACAGUGGUGUCAGCCAAGACUGUCAAAACGCUCUCCUCCCUCACUCCUCAGGCUCAGACCAACCACCUGUCCACGUCUAAGUCCUCCACUGUGUCUCUGGUACCGCCUGGCUCCUCGCACACUCUCCCCCGCCGGGCUCAGUCUCUCAAGUCUCCCUCAGUGACCACCAUCAAGAGCCUGGCUGACUGUAGCUUCAUGUACACGAGCCCACGGGACGCGCUGGGCUACGCCACACUGAAGAGGCUGCAGCAGCAGAGGAUUCACCCGUCUUUGUCUCACAGCGAGGCGCUGGCUUCACCAGCCAAAGACGUGCUGUUCACCGACACCAUCACUAUGAAGACUGGCAGCCUGGACUCCAGGCUAACGCCUCGCAGGUUUCUGAAGGCCCUGAGCUUCGCCUCUCUGGAUAAAGAGGAGCUACUCAGUCCCAUCAACCAAAGCACCCUGCAGCGCUGCUCUUCAGUGCGCUCCAUGGUCUCUAGCGCCACCUACGGGUGUAACGAUGACUACAUUGGCUUAGCACUUCCCAUGGACAUCAACGAUAUUUUCCACAUCAGAGACUCAGCCUACUUUCAGCAGAGGAUCAGCCCGCCGUCCGAGGAGCGGAAACGCUUCCUCUUUGGUGAUGGCGACGGUGAUCGCCCCGCUCUCCCAAUACUGAAGCAGCAGUUCAGUAUCUCUGAGCUGAUUGCGAGCCGGGGAGACAGCCAGAACCACAUGGUGGGCUCUGAGGAGACCGGACUGCAGGACCACACUGAUGAAAACUGCCUCUACUGUGUAGGAGCCACGGUCCUCGGAUACCCGACGCAGCCACAGAUCAACAGCACACACCCUCGGACAGACUAUGUGGACUUCCCGUCCUGGGGAGGGCAGAGCAGCCAUCGUCUGGAGGUGAUGCCUCAGUCCAAGUUCUCCGGCGUGUCAGGCUGCAGCGACGCUGCUGUGUCACAAGGCUCAAUCUGCGGCACGCCCACCCCUGGCGACAUUGUUAUAGGUGGCAAGGCGAUAUCAGAAGACGGCCCUGCCUCCCGCGUCCUGCUGAGGAAGGAGGUGCUCCGCCUCAUCAUCAACCUCAGCUCCUCUGUUGGAACCAAAGGCCAUGAAACAGGACUACUGACGAUUAAGGAGAAGUUUCCCUACGCGUUCGAUGACAUCUGCCUGUACUCCGAGGUUUCUCACCUCUUGGCCCACUGCAUGUUUCGCCUGACAUCGAGACGUUUCAUACAGGAACUCUUCCAAGACGUGCAGUUUAUGCCAAUGUAUGAGGAAGCAGAGGCAAUCCUGAAAAAGCUACCAAAACCUGUUGAAGAGGAUGUCGACCCUCCUGCAGAAUCCUGAUCGUCCUCCUCCCCCCUCGUGUUCCCUGCACAGCCCCGGUCCUGCCACCCUACAAACACGAAAAGAAAGACUUGAGAGAAUAUGAGAAAAUGGCUGUAAGGGUGGGGAUGCUUCUGUUGCCCAAAACAGAGUACCGUUGCCAAGGAAGAGGAGGAGGUGGUCAUCGCUUGCCUUUCUGCUAGCCAACACAAGCUAGAAACAAAGGACGUCAGUAUCUGUAAACAAAACAAUUAACCCGACACGCCUAAUGCGGUCUUUUCUUACAGGAAAAAGUAGGAGCAGUUUAACCAAAUACUGUUUUCAGAAGGGUUGGCACUCUUGAUCAACACUCAGUAACACAUCGGCGUAAAGCUGAAGGACGAGCUGGAUCAUCAUUAAGACUCACGUUGUGUUUAAAAAGACAAAACAAAAAAAAAAAAAAAGAUGAAAAAAAAAUUCUCUCCACAUUUUAUCUCUUUCCAGAGGUGGUGUUUCUCUGUACUGAAAUGAAUAAGGCAUGUUGUUGUGUCUACCCAGUGAUUUCUUUCUCCUUAUGAAACAAAACACUACGGGGGGGGGGGGGUCCUGCUGUUUUUAUCCGGAGCCUUCCUGCUUCAUGUCCCACCCUGACCUGCGAUCUGUCCUCACCAGAUAACGUGCUUUUGCUUCUCUUGCCUCACCACUUCCUACAACCUGUAGCCUCUUGUCAGCACAGACAGCCAAUUACUUUUCUAUCUCUCGUAUCUCAGACAAUCAAACGUCACUCGUAUUGUAUUUUCUAAAGCACUAUAUAUGCCACCCUGACGUACAGGAGAAUAGCAUGUGAUUCAAAGCUAGUUUAUGCCAUCCUUUACCUGCUUUUAGGACCUUUUAAUGUUUUUUCUUCAGCCAUCCUUUCUUAGUAAGCUUCUCAGGAGGUGGGUUGAUCUUUGGAACGAUGUUGGUCAGUAGUCGUUCGUUGAAAUUAAAACUGCUCUGCUCACAGACUUUUUUCCAAAACCUGCAUAAGCCCAGCAGCUGCCCAACUCUAUGCCUUCUUACCUCUGUGCUCCAGCUCCACCGCAUGUGCAACAAGCAUGGCCAAGUUGUAACGUCACCUUAACGUGUUUCUUGCUUGUAAAACUUUUUUCUUAUAGGUUGCCAUUACAUGCUGCCAUUAUGUUGUAGGAGUAAACUUACCCCUGAAUCUGUUUCCACAAUGCAAUAUCACUGUCUGUCAUUGGCUGAGAUGGAGGAGGAGGAGGCGGCGGCGCGGGUGCGAUGACUAAAGGAUUUGUAAAAGGUUUCCAGGGAAACGGGGGAGCUCUGUUUCCAUUGGCUUGUUUUUGCUAUAAUGCUGCUACACAAAUGGACUCAUAGAGAGAUGAUUCAUAGAUCAGCUGAGUGAUGUCAGAUCCGAUCUAUUUAUUAUAUGUCUGUACCAUAGAGUGAGCUCAACCAGAGAAGAAAAAAGUUAUUUAUAUUUUUUCCUCAAGACUGUAUUAUAAUUUAAACAUUUUUUUGUUUUUUGUUUUUUUUUUUUUGUUUUUGUUUUUGUUUUUUUGCCUGAAUCGUGGUUUCCCUUGUAUAAUGUGUACAGUAUGUUUUUGGGGGCAUUGAUGACCUAAAGAAACAUACAAUCCUAUCAAAGGGAUGCAUUGUUAAUAAAACAAAAUUUGAAAUACCCAAAA